UAAUGUUAGCGCAGGUGUCACAUAUAUGCUACAUUUUGGCAAUCAAAAUUGUAAACAAAUAAGAGUAGUUUGGAGUCACAAAACGAAAUCUGCCAAGCACCCCAAAGCGGAGUAGCAACAGGAGUGCCUAUUGGCUCAGAGCUCGGCAGCUGAAAUAGCUAUGCAAACAGUUUCCCUCUCUACAUUGCUUUUUAAUUAUAGACAGGAUGCGAGUGACGACAGUCCUCCCAUCGAGACCUCAAAUGCUGGAAUAAAUUUGACAUUAAGAUACUUGAUCUUGGCUCCAGUGAUGCGACGUAAAUACGAGGUGUACUAUAAAGCCUGGGUCCCCCUCUGGAACAGAAGUUGUUUACCCUGAAAAAAGGUACCUGCUCUGGACAUAACCCUGCCCAGGCUUGACAAGAGAGGGUUCCUGUCAAAUCCAAUCCGCGGGACUUUAGAACAGAGGCACAAAAGCGAGUAUUUCGCGACAAGGUGACUGACUCUGGAGCCGUGGAAGCGCAGCCGCCACCGGGCAAACAGAGGAUCUCAAGAAAUUCACGGUGAAUGCCUUGGCUAGACUGAAAUCAGGAUUAAUGAUCUGCCACUGCGAUAUAUCCUCAGCGAUUAACAAUAAAAUCGUCAAGGUGAAUAUUGAACAGACAGUGUUCCUCUAACAUUGGUGACCCCUUAAAGACAAACAGCUAGGAAGUUGAAAAAGAAAGGAAGUUAGGAAGUUUAAACAGAAGAAGGAAGAAGAAGUUGUUGGUGGAAGAAAAGAAAGUUGUGACAGGAAGUAAAAAGUUGCUGCAGGAAGCGGCCCAAAAUGGCGGCCACCGAACUUCAGCACGGUCUGGAGCAGGCUGGGCGGGGCUGGGGAACAGAGAGGGGGGAGCUUCUGGACAGCUUCGACUCAGAGAUGCAGGAAUGGGAGGACCAGCUGCAGGACAUGCAGAGGAAGAUAGAGGAGCUUUACAAUGAGGUGCAGGCUCGUAGAGGGGGAAAUGAUGUCACCAUGGGCAACGGCAAAAAUGAUAGGAUGCACCAUGGCAAUGGCUUCUGUGACCGGCCUGGCAGCCAUAGCAACAGAACCAAGGACCACCCAAGAGCUGUUGUAGUGCCAAAUCACUGUAGCAACGGUUGUAGUCACGGCCCCAAUGGUUACGGCAAACCUGUCAACCAUCAGAUUGGUGGCUAUUAUCCAAAUUGCAACGGUGCGGUGGAACUUGAAGACUUGUUGCAGGAUUAUCUUGGACAUGGUCACGGAAAGACCUGGAAGACCAACUCAGCUCUCAACAAUGUAACCCUUGUCCCACUUCUCUCUCCGCAUCUGAAGGAGAUCACUAAAGGGAGCCAGGAUCAGUCUGUGCACCAGGAUGCGAUGAAGAGGAGGCCUGUUGAGAAUGAGAGGAUUGGUCAGGUGCGGUUUGCGGACGAGGAGGCUGAGAACAGGAAGAACAGAGUGUCACACAGAAAGAGUUCCCCCUGCAGGGACCUUAACAAGCCCCCUCAUAGACAGAGAGAAGGCCCUCCCGUACCCCCCCGCUCCACCUCCCAGGUUGCCUCAUCCGAGACUUCCCCAGCGCUCGACAGAAAGUCCCACUCCCCUGGGGUCCUUGUGGACAAGACGUGUGGUAGCCCCUCAGUCCUCAGGAAGUUUGGGGCCAUGCUCCAGAAGAACGAGGGGAAAACCCUCACCGACACCGGUGUGGUGACCAACCAGGUGCCUAUCGAGAACAAGUGCCCCACCCCCGUCUGUCAGCGCAAAGAGCUGGGGGGCAGCAGGGUGCCUGGGCGCUUGCCUGCCCAGAAAUGCCAGGCGGAUUCCAUCAUGCUUACAGUGGAGAUGGAUCCCAGCAAAGAACAAGGAUCUGGUGGGGCAGUGAGAGACUAUAGGAGAGAGAGCCAUCUUGGUGAGGGUAGAGGCACCUCAAUGGGUAGCUAUGCUCACCCUAAAGGACCCCAGGCAGGGCGUCAGAGGAGGACCGAGGCCAAAGCAAGGGCCCUCGGAGGGGCAGACAGAGAGACAGACAUUGGUCUGGUCCAGGGGGAGAGGGCCAGGAGGCCAGCAUACCAGCCUAGGGAGCCCAUACUGGACUACAGGAACUUGAGUGGGUCCCAUGUUGGAGCUCAGAGGAUUCAGAGGGGAGGGCCAGUUGCAGGUCAGAAUAAGGACGAUGGACUCAUUGAGCUACUGGAUAUGCUGGACAUCGAGCACGAGUACAACUCUAGCCCCCGAGCCACAAAGACUGCCUACAGAAAUGACACACAGAAGGUGAGCCCAGCUGAGUUGUCCCCAGCAACCCCGUCACUGAACUUCUCUCGUCCUGCCCGCCCAGCCAAUCAACGCCCUCCAUCCAGGUGGGCUAGCUGUGCUCCCACUGCCUUGAUCUCUGCCCCCUCCGGUCCAAUGUCCCGCACCCCAAGCCCCUUGGCACACACCCCUAGCCCCAUAGCAAGAACCCCAAGCCCCGCCCUAAAGCAGAAAUCUUUCUGCUCCUAUUUGCUCCACACCGAGACUGCCAUCAUGUGAGAGACACGUUCCCCGACCCCCUUUUAACCCCGCCUCCCCUCCCCCAUUUUAACCCCACGGGGUAUUUCUCUGGAAAUACUAAAGACUGUUCUUUCGAUCCGUCUUGAAAAAAAGUGCUUUAAGAGAUUUUCUAUGAGAUUACUUAGAAUGACUUACACAUAUAAGAAACAAAAUGGUUGACUCAUAUUCAGUCUCCAGUGUUACUGUGGCCUUCCUUUCUCCUGUGCCAAACUUCUUUACUUUUGGUUUCUUUCACUCUCUUUUACUUCCCUUCUAUUCUUUCGUUUUCUCUUUCUUUUUUAUUGAUGAUUUUUGGAUGGCUGUGUAUAUUGCGAUACAGCAUGACCCCCUUACUUGCGAGUGCGUGUCCCUGUGUGUGUGUGUGUGUGUGUGUGUGUGUGUGUGUGUGUGUGUGUGUGUGUCAAUCCUAAUGAGUGCCAUGUUGGCUUGUUUUUAAAAGUGAGUUGGCCGUGUCCUGUCACCACAGCAGCAACAUGCUAACUGUCUAUAGUGUGUUUUACUGUGUCAUAUUAUCAAAAUAACACAUUUGAAACUGUUCAAGUAACCAUAGUAAGACAUACAGUUAUGACUAUGUAAUGCUUCUGCUGUCCUUUUUUCUCUCUUGAUAAUAAAUAAACACGACAGUGCUUUAAUAAACUGA
This is a messenger RNA of Oncorhynchus tshawytscha (Chinook salmon), 3173 nucleotides long. Its product is annotated as protein SOGA3. The coding region runs from base 806 to 2512 and encodes 568 amino acids. The record is from RefSeq and is a predicted model, not a curated record. Gene Ontology annotation, biological process: regulation of autophagy. Lineage: Eukaryota; Metazoa; Chordata; Actinopteri; Salmoniformes; Salmonidae. The transcript has 6 exons.